This is a messenger RNA of Puccinia triticina, 474 nucleotides long. RefSeq lists its product as uncharacterized. The record is from RefSeq and is a predicted model, not a curated record. The transcript has 2 exons. NCBI's taxonomy places the organism in Eukaryota, Fungi, Basidiomycota, Pucciniomycetes, Pucciniales, Pucciniaceae. Bases 1 to 474 code for a protein of 157 amino acids.
AUGACCGUCUCAUUCUCGGCCUCAUCAAAAGCUCACAUGGCACCAAGGCUUCCUUGCUCUCGAAUUCUUCUUUCCACCUUCCUAAUGACUCAACUCUUCACUUCGGUACGAUCCUCCGCUUGCUACUACGAUAGUUUCACCGGUCGCACGGUCUGUGAUGGACUCUCCUAUGGUGCUCGUCUCGCAAUCGCCGCUGCUAUUACCAUCGUUGGGGCUCUCGCCUUAACCGGAAUCUCUUAUGUUGUUCGCAAGCGCUUCUACGGUGCAAACACCCCACCUCCAGUUUCAGCCGGCUACUACGGUCCACCACAGACUUCUUAUCCUCCGAACGUAGCAUACGCUCAACAACCCAAUGUCUAUCCUGGUGCCCCUCCACCUGCCCCAGCAUAUGCUCCUCCUGCCGGCCCACCCCCACCGGGCUACAAUCCUGAUUUUUAUAAACAUGGUCCCACACCGGUACCCCAACACCCAUGA